AUAAUCCAUCCCAACUUCCCAACUGAUCAUCAACUUCCAAAGUGAUCAUCAACUUCCCAACUGAUCAUCAACUUCCCAAGUGAUCAUCAUGACAACAAUGGAAGACAAAAGAUGUGCACUUGUAACCGGAGGAAACAAAGGAAUUGGAUUCGAGAUAUGUCGUCAACUAGCCUCAAACGGGAUCARAGUCRUAUUAACAGACAGAGACGAGAGUAUUGGAGUCGAAGUUGUUCAAAAACUCAAUUCUUCUGGUUUUCCAGAUGUCGUUUUUCAUCAACUUGAYAUCACGGAUCCGAAAAGCAUUGCUUGUGCGGUCGAUUUCGUCAAAACCCAUUUCAAAAAACUCGAUAUCUUGGUCAAUAAUGCAGGACAUAUGGGAAUGGUUGUUAUCAAUGAAGAAGAAUUUAGAGCCGGAGAUGGAUUCAUGCAAGUUUUGGACGAAAAGGCGCAUCUUUUAACGGGUAUUGUGAAGCAAACUUACGAAAUGGGGAAAGCUUGUGUCGAAACAAAUUACUACGGAGCUAAAGCAGUAACAGAAGYGUUUCUUCCUCUUCUUCAGCUCUCCAAGUCACCAAGAAUUGUGAACGUCACCUCCCUUUACGGAGAGUUAUUCUGGAUCCAUAACGAGAAGUUGAGGAACGAGCUACGAGAAAUGAAGGAUGUAACUGAAGAACGAGUUGAUGAGAUUGUUGAGUCGUUUUUGAAGGAUUUCAAGGCCGAUAAAUUGGAAGAGAACGGAUGGCCUCUAACAGUGUCUGCUUAUAAAAUCUCGAAAGCUGCUCUCAAUGCUUACACAAGGCUUAUGGCCAAGAAGCAUCCCAAUAUACUUAUAAAUUGUGCGCACCCUGGUUACGUGAUAACGGAUAUGUCGGCUCAAACGGGCUUCAUUACCCCCGAAGAAGGUGCAAAAGGUCCRGUAAUGGCUGCUUUGUUGCCCGAAAAUGGUCCUUCUGGCGUAUACUUUAGUCAAAUGGAAAUUGGCUCAUUUUGAGUAUCAGAAGGCCAACGAAUAAAAGAAUCACAUGUAUUGCUCAUACUUUACGUUUUUUUUUAUUCAAUAACCGUAUCAUAUUACGGAUGUGAUGUUUCAUAUUACGGAUGAGAUCUUAAACAACUAUCGGUUUCUGCAAGUC
This is a messenger RNA of Cynara cardunculus var. scolymus (artichoke), 1133 nucleotides long. RefSeq names its product short-chain dehydrogenase/reductase 2b-like. The coding region runs from base 89 to 991 and encodes 300 amino acids. Gene Ontology annotation, cellular component: membrane. The record is from RefSeq and is a predicted model, not a curated record. The transcript has 5 exons. Lineage: Eukaryota; Viridiplantae; Streptophyta; Magnoliopsida; Asterales; Asteraceae.